UUGAGUAACUAUCAGUAAUGGCGUCUGAAACUUUUGUGCAACCUGCAAUUCCUCGUUUUGAUGGUCAUUAUGACCAUUGGAGCAUGUUGAUGGAGAAUUUUAUAAGAUCCAAGGAGUAUUGGCAUAUUAUAGAGGAUGUGGUUAAUGAACCAGUUAAUAGGGUUGUGUUAUUAGCUUUGACUCCUGAAAACAAGUCGAAGUUGGAUAAAGAAAGGUUAGCGGAUCUGAAAUUGAAGAACUAUUUGUUCCAAGCAAUUGAUAGGUCAAUCUUGGAAACUAUUCUUGACAAGAGUUCUUCAAAGUCAAUCUGGGAUUCGAUGAAGAAAAAGUAUCAAGGAACAGGGAAGGUUAAAAGAGCUCACUUACAAGCAUUAAGGUCAGACUGGGAAGUUCUGAGAAUGAAGGUAGGUGAAUCUGUUUCUGAUUACUUGGCUAGGGAAAUGUCAAUCGCAAACAAGAUGCGAAGCCAUGGUGAAAAUAUGGAUGACGUUGUUAUCAUCGAGAAGGUUUUGAGGUCCAUGACGUCGAAGUUUGAUUAUGUUGUUUUUUCGAUUGAAGAGUCACAUGAUGUUGAUACUCUUUCAAUUGAUCAACUAACAAGUUCAUUGAUGAUUCACGAGCAAAGAAUAAAUCAACAUGAAACUGUUGAACAAGCAUUGCAGCUGCAGCACUCCAACAAUGGCAAUUCUUCAAAGAAGAAGGACAAAGGAAAGAAACAUUGUGAUGAAAACUCUAAGGAUAAAGGAAGCAACAACAAAGGAGAUCAACCUUUCGACAAAUCAAAAAUGCAAUGUCGUCGAUAUAAGAGGUAUGGCCAUUUUGAAGUUAAUUGUCGAGUUAAUUUAUCUAAGAAGAAUGGUGAAAGGUCGAAUUUUGCAGAGAAAGAUGAUGAGACAGAAAUAAGUUUGUUAAUGGCAUGUCAUCACCAAGAAGAGAUUGAUCAUUGAAACGAUAUGUGGUACUUGGAUACAGGUUCAAGUAACCACAUGUGUGGAGAUAAAUCUUUUUUUAGUGAUUUGGAUGAAACUUUUAUAAGUACUGUGAAGUUCGGGGAUAAUUCUACUAUUGCUGUGAAGGGAAUAUGAGAUAUCAAAUUUCAAGCCAAAAACAACACUCAACAAGUCAUCUCAAAUGUGUUUUAUGUUCCUGGUUUGAAGAGCAAUCUACUAAGUGUCGGCCAACUCUUAGAAAAGGGAUAUGAACUGACUCUUAAGAAUGGAGUUUGCCGAAUUGAAGACCCGAAGAGAGGCUUAAUUACCCAGGUACAAAUGACUCGCAAUCGCAUGUUUCCUUUGUUUCUGAGAAAUGAUGUUCUUCCUUGUUUUUCUAGUAUAGUGAACAACCCAUCGUGGUUAUGGCAUCUUCGCUAUGGACAUCUGAAUUUCAAGGGUUUGGGGAUCCUAUAUCAAAGAGAUAUGGUGAAGGGAUUACCUCAAAUUGAUUUGCAAGAACAAUUGUGUGAAGGUUGUGUUGUUGGUAAACAAAACAGAGACUCGUUUCCUAAGGAAAGUAAAUGGCGAGCUAAGAAGGUGUUGGAGUUGGUUCAUACCGAUAUAUGUGGGCCGAUCACACCACUGUCAAACGGUAACAAGCGGUAUUUUAAUUUAGUCGCAAAACUUGGGGUUUACUUUUUGAAUGCAAAAUCUGAAGCUUUUUCUGUAUUCAAAGAGUUUAAGGUUCUUGUUGAGAAAGAUGCAGGGUGUCUCAUAAGACCUUAAGGUCAGAUCGUGGUGGUGAAUAUAAGUCUAAUGAAUUUGCUGAUUUUUGUAAGAAAGAUGGCAUCAAACGGCAAUUUACAGCAGCUUUUACCCCACAGCAGAAUGGUGUAGCGGAGCGUAAAAAUCGUACAAUUUUGAAUAUGGUGCGUAGCGUACUGUACACAUCUGGAGUUCCCAAGAAGUUUUGGCCUGAAGUUGUACAGUGGACUGUUUAUGUGCUGAAUAGAAGUCCUACACAAUCAGUUAUAAACAUGACUCCAAUCGAGGCGUGGAGCGGUGAAAAACCUCGUGUAUCACACUUGCGGGUAUUUGGUUGUAUCGCUUAUGCCCAUGUGACGGAUGAGAAGCGGAAAAAGCUUGAUGAUAAAGGGGUAAAAUGUAUUUUUCUUGGUUAUAGUGAUGUUUCAAAAGCUUACAAGUUUUUUGAUCCAAUAACAAAAAAAAUUGAUCAGUCGAGAUAUUGUGUUUGACGAAACUCGCUUCUGGAAUUGGAAGACUAAUGAUGUUGGUGAGUUCAUUCCAGUUGAAGAUGAUUUUGUAGGCAGUACAAGUCCAGAAAUCCAUACUCCUGUUAUUUCACCUCCAAGCUCACCAGAACCGCAGCACAUCGCAACACCAAAUGCUCCUACAGAACAAGGUUCUCCAUCAAGCUUACCUACUUCACCUGAGUCAGAAACUUCUCAACCAUCUGUUGCAACGUCAAGACCUCGUCGCACAAUUAAUAGACCUUCUUGGAUGGAAGAUUAUCAACUACAAGUUUCAGGUGAUGAUUCUUCUCAAAUUCACCUUGCUUUAUUUGCUGGCAGUGAUCCUGUGAGCUUCAAAGAUGUUGUUCAAGAUCCAAAAUGGCUUGUAGCUAUGGAUGCUGAAAUCAAAGCAAUAGAUAAGAAAAAUACUUGGGAGCUGGCAGACCUUCCGUAUGGUCAUAAACCCAUUGGUGUUAAGUGGGUUUAUAAAACAAAGUAUAACUCAGAUGGCAUGGUGGACAAGUACAAAACAAGGUUGAUUGUCAAAGGGUAUGCGCAAGAAAAAUGAGUCGACUAUGAUGAAGUGUUUUCUCCAGUGGCGCGGCAUGACACCAUCAAGUUACUUAUUGCACUAGCAGCUCAGAAUUCUUGGCCAGUAUUUCAGCUAGAUGUGAAAUCAGCUUUCUUAAAUGGGGACUUACAAGAGACUGUUUAUGUUGAUCAACCUCCGGGGUAUGUAAGAAAGGGAAGCGAGAAGAAGGUGUAUCGACUGCGCAAAGCCUUAUACGGACUGAAACAAGCUCCACGAGCUUGGUACAGUCGUAUAUAAGCAUACUUCAUCAAGAUGGGUUUUCAGAAAUCUCCACAUGAGCCUACAUUGUUUGUGCAAGCCAAACCAGAUGGGAAUUUUCUGGUUGUAUGUUUGUAUGUGGAUGACUUGAUUUACACCGAUAAUGAUCGUUUGUUGUAUGAAGAGUUCAAAGCAUCGAUGAUGGCGGAGUUUGAAAUGUCAGACCUUGGAAUGCUGCAUUAUUUCCUUGGUCUUGAAGUGGUGCAGUCCAGUGGAGGUACGUUUUUAUCUUAAAAGAAAUAUGUUUCUGAAAUAUUUGUGUAAAUUUCAAACGGAUACUUGCAAUUCUGUUCGAACACCUGCUGAGGUUGGAAUGAAGUUGGAGAAAGAUCCUCAAGGAAAAAAGGUGGAUAGUACAUUGUAUAAGAAGAUUGUGGGUAGUCUGAUGUACUUAACAACUUCUCGACCGGAUAUAACGUAUGAUGUUAGUCUCAUCAGUCGGUAUAUGGAAGCUCCAACUGAAAUGCAUCUGAAUGUCGCGAAGAGAAUCCUCCGUUAUUUAAAAGGUACUCCUGACCUUGGUAUUUUUUUUAUACGAAAGGUACCAAACCAAUUCUGCUUGGUUUUACUGAUAGUGAUUAUGCUGGAGAUCCCGACGAUCGACGUAGUACGUCGGGCUAUGCCUUUAUGUUUGGGUCUGGAGUCAUAUCAUGGUGUUCAAAGAAGCAACAAAUUGUGUCUUUAUCAACCACGGAAGCUGAAUACAUUGCAGCUUCCUCUUGCGCUUGUCAAGCUGUAUGGUUGAGAAGGUUACUCGCUGAAGUUCAUUUCCCUCAAGAUGGCAGCACCACAAUCUUUUGUGAUAAUAGUUCUACAAUUAAACUUUCAAAAAAUCCAGUUUUUCAUGGUCGAACUAAGCACAUUGGCGUUCAUUAUCACUUCAUACGGGAUCUGGUGAAUGAUGGAACAGUUGAUAUACAACACUGCAGAAGUGAAGAUAACCUUGCAGAUAUCUUUACAAAGCCUCUCAAGUUUGCUGCAUUUGAGAACCUUCGCAAGUUACUCGGAGUUUGUUCAUUCACUGAACAAGCAAACUAAUCUUUUAAACUGCUACUGUGAGUUCAGUUUAAGGGAGGGAAUGUUAGUACUUUUGAAUAGGUCUUUACUAGAAUAAGUCGUAUCUGUUAGUAGUCAGUAGUACUUCCUAGUUUGUCGCCAUUACUUAGUAGUGUGCCGUUGUUUCUGUUUACACGUUUCUUAGUAUCCAGCAUCUAUAAAUAGGUGUUUGUUUUUCCCUUAAAUUGUAUCUGAAGAUAAGCAACAAUACAAGUAUCUUCUUCUUCAUUUCUCUGUGUGUUCAGAAUUGGUUUCAUAU
Molecule: messenger RNA, 4350 nt
Organism: Papaver somniferum (opium poppy)
Lineage: Eukaryota; Viridiplantae; Streptophyta; Magnoliopsida; Ranunculales; Papaveraceae
Exons: 2
Coding region: 18-947 (309 amino acids)
Source: RefSeq, a predicted model, not a curated record